This is a messenger RNA of Peromyscus californicus insignis, 2007 nucleotides long. RefSeq names its product kinesin family member 2B (gene Kif2b). Bases 1 to 2007 code for a protein of 668 amino acids. The record is from RefSeq and is a predicted model, not a curated record. Gene Ontology annotation, molecular function: microtubule binding; ATP binding; microtubule motor activity. Lineage: Eukaryota; Metazoa; Chordata; Mammalia; Rodentia; Cricetidae. Gene Ontology annotation, biological process: microtubule-based movement. The transcript has a single exon.
AUGGCCAGCCAAUUCUGCGUUCCUCUAGCCCCACGCCUCUCACCCCUUAAACCUUUGAAAUCCCAUUUCACAGACUUCCAGGUGGGCAUCUGUGUGGCGAUCCAGCGCAGGGACAAACGGAUCCACCUGGCUGUGGUCACAGAGAUCAACAGAGAAAACUCUUGGGUCACAGUAGAGUGGGUUGAGAAAGGAGUCAAAAAGGGAAAGAAGAUCGAACUAGAGACUGUAUUUCUGUUGAAUCCAGCUCUGGCCUCUGCUGAACACCAACGGUCACAGAGACCCCUGCGCCCAGUAUCUGCAACACCCAGUACUGCCAUCGGGGACCAGCGAACAGCCACCAAGUGGAUUGCGAUGAUCCCGCACAGAAAUGAAACACCAUCAGGGGACAGUCAAGCCCUGGUGGUCCCCAGUAACCCUUGUCUGAUGAAGCGGAAGAAAUCCCCCUGCCUAAGGGAAAUUGAAAAGCUGCAGAAGCAGCGAGAGAAGCGCAGGCGACUGCAGCUAGAGAUCCGAGCUAGACGAGCGCUGGACAUCAACACUGGAAACCCGAACUAUGAGAUUAUGCGUAUGAUUGAGGAGUACCGCAGACAUCUGGACAGCAGCAAAAUAUCCAGCCUGGAGCCCGCAGAAGACCACCGGAUCUGUGUGUGCGUGAGGAAGCGCCCUCUUAAUGAGAGAGAGAACACCAUGAAGGACCUAGAUAUCAUCACUAUCCCCUCGCACAAUGUGGUCACGGUGCACGAAUCUAAACAAAAAGUGGACCUAACCCGCUACUUGGAAAACCAGACCUUCUGUUUUGACCAUGCUUUCGACGACACGGCAUCCAAUGAGUUAGUUUACCAAUUUACUGCCCGGCCUUUGGUGGAGUCCAUCUUCCGAAAGGGCAUGGCCACUUGCUUUGCCUAUGGGCAGACUGGCAGUGGAAAAACCCACACCAUGGGUGGAGCCUUUUCUGGAAAGGCUCAAGAUUGUUCGAAAGGCAUUUACGCCCUGGUGGCUCAGGAUGUCUUUCUCCUACUGAGAAACCCUGCCUAUGAGAAAUUAGAACUCAAAGUCUAUGGCACAUUUUUUGAGAUUUAUGGUGGCAAAGUCUACGAUCUGUUAAACUGGAAGAAGAAGCUUCAAGUCCUCGAGGAUGGAAAUCAGCAAGUGCAAGUUGUGGGGCUGCAGGAGCAGGAGGUGUCUUGUGUGGAGGAAGUCCUGACUCUGGUGGAGCUCGGAAAUAGCUGUCGGACUUCCGGACAGACUUCUGUCAACGCCCACUCAUCCAGGAGUCACGCAGUGUUCCAGCUCAUCCUUAAGUCGGGAGGGAAACUGCAUGGCAAGUUUUCCCUUGUUGACUUAGCUGGGAAUGAAAGGGGGGCAGAUACUGCCAAGGCCAACCGAAAGAGGCAGCUGGAAGGGGCUGAAAUAAAUAAGAGUCUCCUAGCCCUGAAGGAAUGCAUCAGGGCCUUGGGUAAGAACAAGUCUCAUACCCCAUUCAGAGCCAGCAAACUCACGCAGGUGCUCCGGGACUCCUUCAUAGGCCAGAACUCCUCCACAUGCAUGAUUGCUACUAUCUCACCCGGAAUGACUUCGUGUGAAAACACCCUCAAUACUUUAAGAUACGCAAACAGAGUUAAAGAAUUAGCCCUAGAGGCCAGACCCUACCAUCAUUGCCUCUCUCCAGCUGGUCAUGAAGUACCACUAAUGUUAGAAAAGGACAAUACGAAUUUAGAAAAUUCCCUUCAGAGGGAUAAAUUUAUUCAAAUACCUACUAUACAGAGUGGGGAAGAAAAAGAAAGUGAUGAAAUCACAUUAGCAAAGGACCCAGCCGCUUCAUGGAGGAGAUCUAGCCGGUGGUGGGAGGCCAUCCAGGAGACAGCUGAUGGAGUAAACUGCGACGUGGAUUUUUACAUUGCCCAGUCACUGUCCAUUCUGGAGCAGAAAAUCGGUGUGCUGACUGAGAUCCAAAGGAAGCUCCAGUUACUACGUGCUGACCUCCAAAAGAAAAACCAAGUCGAGUGA